AAAAAGUGAGGAGAAAAGAAUGCGUCCGUGACGUAAUGCGUGCUUUGUUGACGUGACACGCAGCACCGGCGAGAUGUGGAAGGUUGAGGGAUUUGCGAAGGCGGAACUUCUGCAACUCUGGCUAUCCUGAUUUAAAUAGCAGCUGUCUUAAGCUCCCAAGUUAUCAUGGCACUUUUCUGGGUCACAGUCAUUGUGGUAUCCGCACUUUCCUCCAUCUGCUGCAUAGCUUCUCAUCCCAACCCAGAAAUUUGGUUUCAAGACCUCUUCCCCCCUAAGGUGUGUCCUGCCAAUGCCAGUGUGGAAGUUUUUUAUGGCAUCAUGUUUGAUGCAGGAAGUACAGGGACACGAAUUCACAUUUACACCUUUAUUCAAAGAAGUCCAGAAAAGCCUGCAGAAUUAGAAGGAGAGAUCUUUGAAUCAGUGAAACCAGGUCUCUCUGCAUAUGCUGAUCAUCCAAAAAAGGGAGCUGACACAGUCAGAAAAUUGUUAGAUGUGGCCAAAGAAGCUGUGCCACCCAGCCACUGGAAUAAGACCCCAGUAGUAUUGAAAGCCACAGCUGGUCUACGGCUGUUAGCAGAGCACAAGGCUCAGGCUCUACUCUCAGAGGUCAAGGUGGUCUUUGAAGAAUCACCUUUUCUUGUUCCUGAUGACAGUGUGACCAUCAUGGAUGGAUCUUAUGAAGGUAUUCUAGCCUGGAUCACUGUGAACUUUUUGACUGGGCAGUUGUAUGGCCGGAAUCAUCAGACAGUGGGGACUCUGGACUUGGGAGGAGCCUCAACUCAGAUCACAUUUUUGCCACAGUUGGAGGAAACCCUGGAGCAAACACCAGUUGAUUUUCUUACCUCAUUUCAAAUGUUCAACAGCACUUUUAAACUCUACACGCACAGUUAUUUGGGAUUUGGGCUGAAAGCUGCACGACUGGCAACAUUGGGAGCAUUAGAAAUGGAAGUAGAUGGACAGACCUUCCGAAGCUCCUGUUUGCCAAGAAAGCUGGAAGCAGAAUGGCACUUUGGGGGAGUCAAAUACCAAUAUGGUGGCAACAAAGAAGGGAAAACAGGAUUUGAACAUUGUUAUUCUGAAGUGUUGAAGGUUGUUCAAGGAAAACUGCAUCAACCAGAUGAGAUUCGGAAAAGUUCCUUCUAUGCCUUUUCCUAUUACUAUGAUCGGGCUGUGGAUACUGACUUGAUAGAUUAUGAAAAAGGUGGAGUUUUGCAAGUGAGAGACUUCAAAAGAAAAGCCAAAGAAGUGUGUGACAAUCUGGACAACUACAGCACUGCUAGCCCAUUUUUGUGUAUGGAUCUCAGCUACAUUACAGCCUUACUAAAAGAAGGAUUUGGAUUUGGAGACAGCACAAUUUUACAGCUGGCAAAGAAGGUGAACAACAUAGAAACAAGCUGGGCCCUGGGUGCUACAUUUCACCUUCUGCAGUCCCUAGGACUUUCCCACUAAAAAGGCAGUGCUUACAAGAUAUUCACUUUUCUUGAAACAAGAAAAUACAGCUUUGAUGAGUGUUUAGCCAAACACAAGCCAAAGUAGAAGAAUCAGUUACCCUUAAGAAUGAGCAGAUCUGAGCUGCCACAAUAUGGGUCCCUCUAGGAUAAUAAGUGAUAUGACACAAUUGCCUAACUGAUGCCAAAGGGCCUUGAAACCAAUCAUGCAUAAGGGGGUCAAGCACUUCUUUGGCCAAGGUAUUGAUAGAUAUUUGGCACCAAUACAUCCCAGUCAUGCUCCACGCUUUUUUCACAGGUCAUCUUGUGCCUGAAACUUAGAUUGUUCAAAUAUAAAAUAGAAGUUUAGCCUUAUGCAUUGUGCCCUAUUGACCUUUUCUAUAGGCUAUUUUGAAACUCAAGCAGUGAAGUGUUUAAGUUAUUGAUUAGUUUCUGGUACUUGUAUUUAACCCCACAUAUUACAAUGAAACUGGGCAGGGGCCAGCUGGUUCUUAAAGAAAAAGAUGCUAAUUGUUGAGCUAUAGAAGAGAUAGUCAGUGGAAAGAGUAACUUUUCAGCCUCCAUAGAUAACCACCUGGCUAGAAGUAGCAGUGGACGGAUGACCUUAGAAACACUGUGAGAUACUGUUUAAUGUGUUGACUCUUCACAUCUCUGAAGCUAAAAGAACAAAGCCUUGUCCGUAAGAAUUUGCUGGAUACCUUAGAAGCCCAAAACAUUUGCUGAGGACCAAGAGCUGCAGAAAUACUAUUCCUCAGUGCAGUUUUAGAGAACCUCUUGGUACAAGGUAUCCAAAUGCCUGAUUGUAAAUAUUCCCACUUGAAAAUGAAGAUCCUCUUACUUGAGUCUACCACCACCUCUCCAAAAAAUUUGUACUUACUUGGAAAGUGGUGCACUUAACCAGACUCGAGUGGAAAGCUACGGGUGCUCAAGUAGGUGCAUUACUUACUGCAAUACCUUUAAUAUUGUGUAGAGCAGGAAAUCUCCUCAAGUUACAUUAGUGGUAGUAACUUCUCCUAAAGAACACUUGAACAAAAAUUUUAAGAUAUGCUGCCUACAGGUAUAUAUAUUUAUCAACAUUUUUGGCCAAAUGCUCUCAUAAUGAAUACUAAAAGCUAUAUUGGUAGUGUUUGCAUACUACAGUACAAUCCUGUACAUGCUUACUCUGAAGUAAAUCCUACAAGGUCAGACAGCCUUACUCCCAAGUAAGUGCAUAUAGGCUGGCAACCUUGUUUAGUGUAUAUACAUUUUGCCCUGUAAUAAGCCAUUACUUCACCUUUUUAAUAUGUGCUAAGAUAGCUAUGGCAGAAGUUUUGGUUCAGAAGGAGCUACUCUAUGUUAUUCCUUUCUUUUAUAGAUUGGUAUUGCAAUGAUUAUCAGCUCAUCUUUGUACCCCUGAAUUUGCAAGACAGAGCUCAGUUACUCUCACUACUUGCUUUCUUGUCUUUUGGGUGGUAAAGAGGAUGGCCAAAAAUAGGCAUAAAAUAGUUGUUCCAAACAAGAACAAUACUGUUUAGUAAACUCAGCAGGGACUCAUCUACUGCAACCUCUUUGUAAACUCAGGCAUAAAUUUAAAUUUUUCAGCAUUGCUUUUCUUGUACCAAAGUUAAUCUAUGUUUGGCACAUUCACAGCCUUUUAUCCCUUUAGGUAUCAUGUGUUUAUAGCUGAGUAACUUAUGCUGUUGAUUGAGAGACCACCUCUAUACUCUUUAUUCAAACAAAUUUUAAGCCAGUGGAGUUUGUUUGUAUAAGGAACACAAGACUGACAUCUAGUUUUCCCCCUCAGAUGAUCCUAGAGAUUAUAUGACAUUAACUUGCUUCCUUUAAAAUGUUUAUUCUUUUCCUAGUGCAAGGAGAUUAUUCACAAGUUUGAUUAUCUGCACAGAACUGAAAAAGGUCUAUUUAUUUGGAAGUGAACAUUUAACUGACCAAAAUUAAAUUAUUUUUGUAACAAGAAUCAGAAGCAAAACCUGAUGUUAGGUGUGUAUAUAGUCUCGUGUAGCCUUCCCUAAUCCAAUACCUUCCAGAUAUUUUGAACAACUCACAUCAGCCCGAGGGGAUCAGGCCGGAAAUCCUGGAAGUUUAGCUCUAAAACAGCUGGACGGCACCAGACUGGGAGGUUUGUUGUAAAGUAUAGUCAAUGCUGGUACAGUAGGUUUAAAAGACACUUAUGCAGACUGAGCCCUUCCUCUGAAAUGUCUAAAUAUGCAACACUGUGAAUACAGGCUCUGUACUGAUAAAACUUUGAAUACUUUUUCAGAUACGCAUUCACAUUUCUUUCUGAAAUUAGUUAGGGCAGUAUAGAUACCCUUAUUCAUUAGCUCUGUUCAUGUUACUUGGUGCUGUAAUGCAGUUAGAUGGACAUUGUCAAUCCCAGCUGCUUAGUACAUGAAUAUAAUGGUGCACCUUUGAAUGUCUAUUUUAAUAAUUAAAAUAAUAUUUUAACAGUG
Varanus komodoensis (Komodo dragon) is the source of this 3895-nucleotide messenger RNA. It is a transcript of the gene ENTPD5, whose product is annotated as ectonucleoside triphosphate diphosphohydrolase 5 (inactive). Bases 166 to 1449 code for a protein of 427 amino acids. NCBI's taxonomy places the organism in Eukaryota, Metazoa, Chordata, Lepidosauria, Squamata, Varanidae. Gene Ontology annotation, cellular component: membrane. The record is from RefSeq and is a predicted model, not a curated record. Gene Ontology annotation, molecular function: UDP phosphatase activity; GDP phosphatase activity. Gene Ontology annotation, biological process: nucleoside diphosphate catabolic process. The transcript has 14 exons.